This is a messenger RNA of Sardina pilchardus (European sardine), 852 nucleotides long. Its product is annotated as xenotropic and polytropic retrovirus receptor 1 homolog. Gene Ontology annotation, cellular component: Golgi apparatus; cytoplasm; plasma membrane. NCBI's taxonomy places the organism in Eukaryota, Metazoa, Chordata, Actinopteri, Clupeiformes, Clupeidae. Gene Ontology annotation, biological process: phosphate ion transport; cellular response to phosphate starvation. The record is from RefSeq and is a predicted model, not a curated record. Bases 1 to 852 code for a protein of 283 amino acids. Gene Ontology annotation, molecular function: inositol hexakisphosphate binding. The transcript has 7 exons.
AUGCCCCUGGCCAGCUGUGGUCAGUCCUCCCUGACGGCGACGUGUCUGAUCCAGUGCUUCCCCCCCUGGCUGCGUCUCGCUCAGUGUCUGCGGCAGUUCUGGGACAGCAGGGACGCCGUCCACCUCCUCAACGCCGGCAAAUACGCCACCGUCUUCCUCAUGGUCCUGUUCGCCGGACUCUACAACAGAGCCAGAGUUAUCAUAGUGUUGCAUGUGCUGGUGUGUGUGAGCUGGGACCUGCGCAUGGACUGGACCCUACUGCAGGGCCACGGACUCCUGAGGAGAGAGCUGCUCUACACGCACGAGGCGCUGUACUAUGGCGCUAUGCUGCUGGACGUGCUGCUGCGUGUGUGUUGGGCGGUCAACAUCCUGCUGGCCCAGAUGAGAGACUCUGCAGCUGCAGCCGCCGUCAGCAGUGUACUCACCCCUCUGGAAGUGCUCAGGCGGUGUGUGUGGAACAUGUUCCGUCUGGAGAGCGAGCAGCUGAGGAACUGUGAGCUGAUGCGCGCCGUCAGAGACGUCCACUUCCCACAAUCCUGUGCGUGUCUGCCCGAGCACGUCCUGCGGGAGUGGACGCAGAACCAGAACCAGGAGACGGGCCCGGGUCAUCAGAACCAGCACCAGGAGAACCAGGAGAACCAGGAGGAGACGGGCCCGGGGUGUCAGAGUCAGCCCCAGUCCUGCACACACCUCCUACUCACCUGUUGGGGCAGAGUUACCGGCGCAGCUGUAUCAGCGGAGGAGAGAUCGCGAGAGGACAGUGAACCAACAUGGAUAGAGAAGAAGAUGUUGGACACGCCAAGAGUUGAAAAUGACCGUCAGAACCGUGACAUGAAAUGUGCUAUGCUGUGA